Molecule: messenger RNA, 684 nt
Organism: Haliotis rufescens (red abalone)
Lineage: Eukaryota; Metazoa; Mollusca; Gastropoda; Lepetellida; Haliotidae
Product: circumsporozoite protein-like
Exons: 1
Coding region: 1-684 (227 amino acids)
Source: RefSeq, a predicted model, not a curated record
AUGGGGUUUGACUCACCAAGUGUUGGUAUGGGGUUUGACUCACCAAGUGAUGGUAUGGGGUUUGACUCACCAAGUGAUGGUACGGGCUUUGACUCACCAAGUGAUGGUAUGGGGUUUGACUCACCAAGUGAUGGUAUGGGGUUUGACUCUCCAAGUGAUGGUACGGGCUUUGACUCACCAAGUGAUGGUAUGGGGUUUGACUCACCAAGUGUUGGUACGGGGUUUGACUCACCAAGUGUUGGUAUGGGGUUUGACUCACCAAGUGAUGGUACGGGCUUUGACUCACCAAGUGUUGGUACGGGGUUUGACUCACCAAGUGUUGGUACGGGCUUUGACUCACCAAGUGAUGGUAUGGGGUUUGACUCACCAAGUGUUGGCAAUGGGUUUGACUCACCAAGUGUUGGUAUGGGGUUUGACUCACCAAGUGAUGGUAUGGGCUUUGACUCACCAAGUGAUGGUAUGGGCUUUGACUCACCAAGUGUUGGUACGGGGUUUGACUCACCAAGUGUUGGUAUUGGGUUUGACUCACCAUGUGUUUGCAAGGUUACCCAUAGGAAGCCUCCUUGUAAUAUCAUUGAUUAUAUUCAACAACUAGGACGAGGUGGUAGACAGGGGCAGAGUGCAGUACUGGGUGUACAUUAUAAAGAUAUUGCCAAGAUGUACCUCACAUUGAAGAAAACAUAA